Cuscuta campestris is the source of this 4284-nucleotide messenger RNA. Lineage: Eukaryota; Viridiplantae; Streptophyta; Magnoliopsida; Solanales; Convolvulaceae. The record is from the annotation of a GenBank genome assembly.
AGAAGAGAAUCGUCGGCCGGAUAAUUCAGACAAGUGUGGAGCUGCAACUGGGGGGUUGGCCGGAGUAGGGUUUGGAGAGGAGGUUAGUGAGGCGGCGCGUUAGCGCGUGGCGGCGGAGGAUGGAGCCUGUGAAUAUAGGCGUGAUAAGAGGAGGGAGCAUAAGAGGGAGCCUGAGAGGGAGCUUGAGAGGGAGUUCCAGAGCGAACAGCAAUUCGAUUUGGAGGAACACCGGCGUGGAGGUGUUUUCCCGGUCCUCGAGAGACGAGGACGACGAGGAGGCUCUGAAAUGGGCGGCGCUGGAGAAGCUGCCGACGUUCGAUCGGUUGAGAAAGGGGCUCCUGUUCGGAUCUGACGGGCCGGCGGCCGAGGUCGACAUCGACAAUCUCGGAGUCGAAGAGAGGAAGGCUCUGCUCGAGAGGCUCGUGAAUGUCGCCGAUGAGGACAACGAGAAGUUUCUGAUGAAGCUCCGGAACAGAAUCGACAGAGUCGGAAUUGAUCUUCCGAGCAUUGAAGUGAGAUACGAGCAUCUGAACGUGGAGGCAAUUGCUUAUGCCGGCAGCAGAGCUCUUCCUUCCUUCAUCAACUUCACUACCAAUUUCAUCGAGGAUUUACUGAACGCCCUUCACAUCACCAAGAGCAAAAAGAGGAAAAUCACAAUCCUGGAUGACGUCAGCGGAAUCAUCAAGCCGGGCAGGAUGACGCUUCUGUUGGGGCCUCCCGGCUCCGGGAAGACGACGCUUCUGCUUGCGUUGGCCGGGAAGCUGGACAGGGAUUUGAAGGUGGGAGGAAAGGUGACGUAUAACGGGCACGAACUCAACGAGUUCGUGCCCCAACGAACCGCGGCGUACAUAAGUCAACACGAUUUGCACAUCGGAGAAAUGACCGUCCGGGAGACCCUGGAAUUCUCUGCCAGAUGCCAGGGCGUCGGGUCUCGAUAUGAAAUGUUGGCGGAGUUGUCAAGAAGAGAGAAGGCAGCAAAUAUCAAGCCGGAUCCGGACAUUGACGUAUACAUGAAGGCUGCAGCUACAGAAGGACAAGAAGCCAAUGUUGUCACUGAUUACGUUCUUAAGAUUUUGGGACUGGAAGUAUGUGCAGACACAAUGGUUGGCGACCAAAUGAUACGAGGUAUAUCUGGUGGGCAGAAAAAGCGCGUGACCACUGGCGAAAUGAUGGUCGGACCAGCAAAAGCUCUUUUCAUGGACGAAAUCUCCACAGGACUUGACAGUUCUACAACCUAUUCAAUCGUCAACUCGCUGAGGCAGAACGUGCACAUUCUCAAGGGAACUGCUGUUAUUUCUCUGCUCCAACCAGCACCAGAGACCUAUAAUCUCUUUGAUGACAUCAUUCUGUUGUCGGAUGGGUAUGUCAUUUACCACGGGCCUCGUGAAGACAUCCUGGAUUUCUUUGAGUCCAUGGGGUUCAGAUGCCCAGAGAGAAAAGGGGCAGCUGAUUUCUUGCAAGAAGUGACGUCCAAGAAAGAUCAACAACAAUAUUGGAUCCACAGGGAUAAGCCUUAUAGGUAUAUCAAGGCAAAGGAAUUUGCCGAGUCAUAUCAAUCCUACCAUGUUGGGAGGAAGAUGACACAUGAACUUUCAGAGCCAUUUGAUAAAACCAAAAGCCAUCCAGCAGCCUUAUCAAAUGACAAAUAUGGUAUAGGAAAGAAGCAACUGUUGAAGGUUUGCACCAAUAGAGAGUAUUUGCUAAUGCAAAGAAACUCAUUUGCUUACGUCUUCAAAUUCUUUCAGCUUUUGGUGAUGGCAUUGAUCUCCAUGACACUGUUUUUCCGAACUGAAAUGAAUAAAGAUAAUGAAACGGGCGGAGGGAUUUACGUAGGUGCCCUGUUUUUUGGGGUGGUUAUGGUUAUGUUCAAUGGUAUGUCUGAGCUUCCAAUGACUAUCUACAAGCUGCCGGUGUUCUACAAGCAAAGGGACCUCCGUUUCUUCCCAGCUUGGGCUUAUGCUAUUCCUUCUUGGAUCCUCAAAGUGCCUGUUACGUUUGUCGAAGUCAGUAUCUGGGUUUUUGUUACUUACUAUGUCAUUGGUUUUGAUCCAAAUGUUGGCAGGUUGUUCAAACAGUUCCUGUUAAUGGUAAUGGUGAACCAGAUGGCUUCUGCAUUGUUCCGAUUGAUUGCAGCUAUGGGUAGGACAAUGGGAGUUGCAAACACAUUUGGAUCUUUUGCAUUGCUUUUGUUGUUUGCUUUGGGUGGCUUUGUGCUCUCUCGAGAUGAUGUGAAGGAUUGGUGGAUUUGGGGCUACUGGUGUUCACCCAUGAUGUAUGCCAUGAAUGCAAUUCUUGUUAAUGAAUUUAAAGGGAAGAGCUGGAAACAUAUUGCUCCAAAUGGUACUGAACCACUUGGAGAUGCAGUUGUGAGAUCAAGAGGAUUCUUCCCAGAAGCUAAAUGGUAUUGGAUAGGUCUCGGGGCACUUUUCGGGUUUAUAGUAGCCUUCAAUGUCUGCUAUGCACUAGCUCUCCAAUUUCUUAAUCCAUUUGGCAAACCCCAAGCUCUUAUAUCAGAUGAUGACGACAACGAAACUUCUGCCCAGAACACCUCUCAACAACCAUCACAAAUGUUUGUUGAUGAGGUGAUGGAACUAGUAGAGCUGAAUCCAUUGAGAUCAGCUCUUGUUGGGCUGCCAGGAGUUAACGGUCUCUCAACUGAGCAACGUAAAAGGUUAACGAUUGCAGUUGAGUUAGUGGCAAACCCAUCAAUCAUAUUCAUGGAUGAGCCAACUUCUGGACUGGAUGCUAGAGCGGCUGCAAUUGUGAUGAGAACUGUGAGGAACACUGUCGACACUGGUAGAACGGUCGUUUGCACCAUCCAUCAACCCAGCAUUGACAUUUUUGAAGCUUUCGAUGAGCUCUUUCUAAUGAAGAGAGGAGGACAAGAGAUUUAUGUUGGGCAAUUGGGACGUAAUUCAUGCGAUUUGAUUAACUACUUUGAGUCAAUUCGCGGAGUUUCGAAAAUCAAGGACGGGUACAAUCCAGCAACAUGGAUGUUGGAAGUGACCACUUCAGCUCAAGAAAUGUUACUGGGACUUGAUUUCACUGAUGAGUACAAGAAGUCAGAUCUCUACAGAAGGAACAAAGCUUUGAUAAGUGAAUUAAGCACGCCUCGCCCCGGUUCCAAGGACUUGUACUUCACAACUCAAUACUCACAGAGUUUCUGGAGCCAAUGCAUGGCCUGCCUCUGGAAACAACACUGGUCUUAUUGGCGUAACACAUCUUACACCGCAGUUAGGUUCAUCUUCACAACCAUCAUAGCAUUGGCUUUUGGGACAAUGUUUUGGGACCUCGGUACUAAAACCCGGAGGAGGCAAGAUUUGUUCAAUGCUAUGGGGUCCAUGUAUGCUGCGGUUCUCUUUCUUGGCGUGCAAAACUCUUCCUCGGUGCAGCCCGUGGUCGCGGUUGAACGUACCGUGUUCUAUAGGGAGAAGGCUGCGGGGAUGUAUUCUGCAUUACCAUAUGCAUUUGGACAAGCUGUUAUUGAAAUUCCAUACAUAUUUCUUCAAGCGGCGGUGUAUGGUGUGAUUGUUUAUGCAAUGAUUGGAUUUGAAUGGACGGCAACUAAAUUCUUAUGGUACUUCUUCAUAAUGUUCUUCACAUUUUUAUACUUCACAUUCUACGGGAUGAUGUCUGUGGCUGCCACUCCCAACGAAAGCAUUGCAUCCAUUGUGGCGGCAUUCUUCUACGGUGCAUGGAAUCUGUUUUCUGGUUUCAUCAUCCCACGACCCAGCAUGCCCGUGUGGUGGAGAUGGUACUUCUGGGCAUGCCCCGUGUCAUGGACAUUGUACGGAUUGGUGGCAUCACAGUUUGGAGACAUUGAGGGCGAGAAAAUGAUCGAUACGAAUCAAACUGUGAAAGAGUUCUUGGAAGAUUACUUUGGGUUUAAGCACGAUUUUCUUGGAGUGAUCGCGGCAAUGACUGUUGUGUUUCCGGUCCUUUUCGGUUUCAUUUUCGCCCUUGCCAUUAAAACUUUUAACUUCCAGAAAAGAUAGAGAGAGAGAGAGGAGGAGGAGGAGGAGGCCAGGUGCAUGUUGAUGAUGCUCUUCAAGUGUAAACGUAUAUGUACAGUAGUAUAUGCUACGCUAAUGGAAGUUUGAGUUCUUUUUUCUUUUAUUAAAAACCCUAUUCUUCUUUCACCCUGUACUUUUUCCUUAAAUGUAAUGUGAGUAUUUCAGCUCCUACAACCACUUAACUAUAGAGAGUUUAUACGACUUGCUGUUUGGUUGUAUUCAACUUGUAGUACUCCGUAAUAAAUUAUAGUUAUCCCUUUUUUUAUCUUUG